GUAGACCAAUGUUUUUAAGUAAUCCAAAAUGGCGGAGGCUGGUGUUGAGACAGCUGCGUCCUCUAAUAGGUUUUUUUGUCACAAAUGCAAUGUUGAGAUAACUCCAAAUUUGCCGGAUUAUGUAUGUCCUCGUUGUAAUAGUGGCUUUAUUGAAGAGCUCGAUGGACGUGCUGAAAAUUCUGAUAGUGACACAUCAAGUGACAUGGACUUAGAGCAGUUCGAUACUUGGGACAUGCUUCAAGAUGUCACAUCUGGUGGACAAGGUGCUUCAUCAUCACCAUCAGGGUCAGCUUCAGGGCCGGGAACCAGGAGGAGUCAGCGUUUAAGGCAUCUCAACCCAAGGCAUGGGCGAAGGAGAGUGAGUGGAGGAGAGAGACACGCUCUUGCACCUCUAAUACAUGACCUCAUCAUGCAAAUGACAACAGGUGUUAUUGAGGCUAGUGUAGGAGGCCCAGAAUUUGCAGGGGCACCCAUAGGCAUUGAUCUCCCAGGUUUCCCAGUGUUGGUGGCAUCUAAUCUAGCUUCAAAUCCUGGUGAUUACGCAUGGGGCAGGGGUGGGCUGGAUGCGAUCAUAACUCAGUUGAUGAAUCAGCUAGAUGGAACUGGUCCUCCUCCAUUGUCCCGAGAUCAGAUAUCUCAAAUACCAACAGUUAACAUCACCAAAGAUCAGGCUGAACAAGGACUACAAUGCUCAGUAUGUAUGGAAGACUUCAAGGAAGACGAGGGUGUGCGUCAGUUGCAUUGUGAGCAUUGUUAUCACAGUGAUUGUAUCAUUCCAUGGUUAGAGCUUGUAAGUAUUACAUUUUUUAUUUGGUUUUCAUGCUUCAAUGAUUAAUUGGCCACAAUUAAA
Molecule: messenger RNA, 850 nt
Organism: Macrobrachium nipponense
Lineage: Eukaryota; Metazoa; Arthropoda; Malacostraca; Decapoda; Palaemonidae
Product: E3 ubiquitin-protein ligase RNF126-B-like
Exons: 4
Coding region: 29-835 (268 amino acids)
Biological process (GO): protein ubiquitination
Cellular component (GO): cytoplasm
Molecular function (GO): ubiquitin protein ligase activity
Source: RefSeq, a predicted model, not a curated record